Acromyrmex echinatior (Panamanian leafcutter ant) is the source of this 633-nucleotide messenger RNA. RefSeq lists its product as uncharacterized. The record is from RefSeq and is a predicted model, not a curated record. Lineage: Eukaryota; Metazoa; Arthropoda; Insecta; Hymenoptera; Formicidae.
AUGACACGUGCCAGGCGACAACGCCUCAAGGAGAUCUUCGCCAGAUACCAAAAGCUGGAUUGUAAAAUUACGCUAGCUGCGAACGAGAAAUUGAAGGCAACCUAUGCGUACUUCAUUCAGAACUACUUCCUGACAUGUGAGGACUAUUACCACGAAGCUGCUGACUACAUGACUGAGGUAUUGGACGGUCACAAAGUCCGCGAACUCCGUCCCGCUACAUAUAACGUAAGUGGUCUCAAUAACUCGGUCAUCGUCGCAUCUUUAACUUGCCGACCUUCGACGGGAGUUGAUUUUGACAAAUGGGAAAACUUUCGCGAUAAAUUUAAAUCUAUGAUCCAUGAUGAUCAGAUUUUAACGAAUGUCGAGCGCCAUGCAUUAUUUGUGUUCAUAUGUAAAAGGCAAGAUGCAAGUAACGCUCUUGACCACCUCGCGAUGACUAAUGAUAAUUUCACUAUCGCGUGGAAUAUUCUCGCUUCUCGAUAUGACAAUAAACGUCGCCUUAUUAUGAUACAUUUACAAUCGCUUUUCAAUUUAUCAUCGCUUUCGACAGAAACCUCCAACGAUCUUCGCGAUCAAACCAAUAAAGCAAUACAAGCUCUGAGCAAUCUCGGUUGCGAACAUUGGGAUGAUUAG